Messenger RNA from Harmonia axyridis, 1637 nucleotides. RefSeq lists its product as uncharacterized. Lineage: Eukaryota; Metazoa; Arthropoda; Insecta; Coleoptera; Coccinellidae. The coding region runs from base 239 to 1606 and encodes 455 amino acids. Gene Ontology annotation, cellular component: membrane. Gene Ontology annotation, molecular function: heme binding; heme transmembrane transporter activity. Gene Ontology annotation, biological process: heme export; transmembrane transport. The transcript is spliced from 8 exons. The record is from RefSeq and is a predicted model, not a curated record.
AUGUAACCAACUGAAAAGUUAUAUAGGUAAGUUUUAUCAAUUGAUCGGUCAAAAGCUCGAGCGAGGGUGGGGACCUUUAUAACCUGCACUGAUUGAGAUAAUACGACAGAGGAAAUGAUAUCGACACGAAUUUCAGUUGAAUGAGAAUGAAAAUUUGAUAGCACCAAUUUUCCUUGAAAAUUCUUGCGAAUCAACAAACCUAUUUCCAUGUUGUCGACGUUCGAUAUAGACACUAAAGAUGAACGAAGACAGUGAAAUUGAGAACUCAAUUCCAUCCAAAAAACCUGAUAUUGUAUUGGACAGCUACAGAUGGGUGAUAGUGAUAAUUUUCGCUGCUUAUAGCGGCACCAACUUUUUUAUGUUUAUGCAGUUUUCGAUUAUAGCCAACAUAACAAAAAGAUAUUACCAUGUCGACAGCCUUAUGACAGAUGCUACGGUACUGGUAUUCAUGAUAGCUUAUAUUAUAUUUUUCAUCCCAGUAGGUCAUUUUAUUCGGAAAAAAAGCCUCAAACAAACAGUUGUGAUAAGUAGUGGAUUGACAGCACUCGGAAAUUCACUGAAACUAUUUGCAGUAUCCCAAGAUAGAUUUUAUCUUGUAAUCAUAUCCCAAGCAAUUUGUGGACUUGCUCAAGUAUUCAUAAUCAGUUUACCACCUCAAGUUGCCAAUACUUGGUUUGGAGCCAAAGAAGUUUCAAUAGCAUGUGCAAUUGGAGUUAUGGGAAGCCAGAUUGGCAUCGCUCUAGGAUGUGUUACGUCGCCUUUUUUGGUACCUGAUUCUUAUAAUAUGCAGGAGAUUGCUAAUGGAUUUUCUACUGUUUUUACUAUCGAUAAUGUUCUUUCGAUAACUAUAUUGGUCUUUAUCAUAUUAUUUUUCAGGUCUGCCCCAAAUUCGCCACCCAGUCAGUCACAAAUAGACCGCAUAGAUGGUUAUGAAGAUGGAUUUGGUUAUUUGGAAACUUUCGAAGUUCUGGUUAAGAUCAAAGAUUAUAAAAUGGUAUUACUAACCUUCGGAUUAUCUUUUGGUAUUGGGAACGGAAUUGGAAUAGUAAUGAAUGAAAUGUUUCUACAUUUCUUUCCUGGUGAUGGAAAAAAUCUUGGAAUUUUGCUACUGUGUGGUAUCAUUGCUGGUGGUGUUUUUGGCACAUUGUUUUUUGGUUGUAUAUUGGAUAAAACACAUGAGUUCAAGAAAGUCACCACUUUCGUCCUGGUAGCAAAUGCUAUUUCUUGGACUGGUUUGAUCAUGUCUUAUCAGGCAAGAUCUUUAAUUGGGGCUUCAUUGUUUAUACCUAUUAUGGGGUUCUUCAACGGAAGCCUUGUGGUGAUUGGUUUUGAGUACGCCACAGAAACCACCUACCCUAUUCCAGAAUGUUAUAGUGCCUCUCUUCUGAACGCGUCUAUCUACAUGGUUGCCAUACUGGCAGUACUCGUUAUAGAAUGUGUAAUCAGAUGGAUAGGUUUUUUUACAGGACAAAUUAUAUUUGCUACAUUGCUCUUUACAGCUGCAGGCUGUAGCUUUUUGAUAUCUUCCGAUUACAGAAGAAGAGAUGCUAACCUAUUGAGCAAGAGCAACACUAAUUAUGGUAGCUUCAUUGAUGAAAAACCCUAGCCAAAGAAAGAAAUAAUAUAUGUAUCGAAAU